This is a messenger RNA of Vicia villosa (hairy vetch), 879 nucleotides long. RefSeq lists its product as uncharacterized. The coding region runs from base 1 to 879 and encodes 292 amino acids. The record is from RefSeq and is a predicted model, not a curated record. NCBI's taxonomy places the organism in Eukaryota, Viridiplantae, Streptophyta, Magnoliopsida, Fabales, Fabaceae. The transcript has 3 exons.
AUGGCGGAGUUCAUGGGUGUAACACAACCAAAAAGGAAAGAUAAACAGCCCGCAUACCAAGAGGGAAUGCCCGUUUUAGAACGUAUACAAGAUGAGGGCCCAUCAUCGAGACCAACCAUCCGAGAUAUAAACUCCUUGCGGAGGACGAAUUGGACGGAAGAAAUUCCAGUAAUUAAUUUAGAGACUUCAAGUCAAAGAACCGUCCCCGUUCGACAAGAAACGGAGGAAGAACAACCCAGAGUAAGAGUUGUAGGUAGAAAUGAACAUCCAGAUGGGGUUGUUCAAAGAGUCAGAAGGGAAAAUCUGGCCACAGAGAAUAACUUGACUGCUAUGAUAGAAAGGUGCUUAGUUGAGAUGGCUGGUAGAAACGAUGCCGCGAUUGCUGCUGCUUUGGAGGCUAUGGCUCAGGUUCUGGCAAAUCAACCAAAUGCCGAUGAGAAUGCUGGAUCUCGUAGUUUGGCGACCUUCCAGAGGGAGAAUCCGCCAAUCUUCAAAGGAAAGCAUGACCCUGAUGGCGCAUUGGAAUGGUUGAAGGAGAUUGAGAGGAUCUUCCGUGUGAUGGAUUGCACUCCAGCGCAAAAGGUUCGUUAUGGUACUCACAUGCUAGCAGUCGAAGCUGAUGAUUGGUGGCUAGACACUCGCCAGAGAUUGGAGGUGGCAGGUGAAGAGAUCACUUGGGUUGUGUUCCGUAGGGAAUUUCUGAGAAAGUAUUAUCCUGAAGAUGUUCGGGGUAAGAAAGAGAUUGAGUUUCUUGAACUCAAACAGGGGAAUAUGUUCAAUGGUGGCUGGGAUUGCAGACGAACAGGGAAGAACGAAGCUGAAGCGCGCGUGUUUUUUUUUCGAAUUCUUGGACUCGACAUUUUAUAUAUUGUUUGUUGA